AAUGUGUUUGGAAGAAGUAUAGGAUGAUAAGGGAUUGGAGAAAUUUUUAAAAAUGGCUACUAAAUAGUAAGUCAAUCUAAUAAAUCUAGCUAUGAAACUAAAUAUGGAACCCCAUAAAAAAAUUUGAGGGAAAAGGCUAUGACUUUAUGGCUUGAUUUACCAUCUUUUAAAGACAAAAUGAUAGUAAUGGAAUUUAUGUAAAGGAAAAUCAAUAGAAUUGAAUCUUCAUAAACUAAAAUCACUUAGUUUUUUAAAUCUCACUCAAAACCAUCAGCAACUAAAAUUUAGAAAUAAAUUGAUAUAGGAGAUGAUUAAGAAAUUACAGGUCCUUUAAUAGGUGAUAACACUCCUUUGAAAAGAGAUAGAUCUCCAUAUAGCAAAUUUUAUGAAGAAACCUAUUGGAAACUAAAAUUAGAGUACGAAUUCUUGAAUUAGAAAGAGAUCAGAUAAAUGGUUAAAAAAUAAUGGGAAAGUAAUAGAAAAAUAAUUUAAAAUAUUUGA
Messenger RNA from Paramecium pentaurelia, 501 nucleotides. Lineage: Eukaryota; Ciliophora; Oligohymenophorea; Peniculida; Parameciidae. The record is from the annotation of a GenBank genome assembly.